AUGCACCAUUCAACGAAAAGCUUGAUCUUACUCAGUAAACACUUCUCAAAACGGUUUGAAAUUGUUAUACCUGCAAAAACAGUCAAGUUCGAAAAGUGCCUUCAAAUUGAUUUCAGGCAUGCGUGUCCAAGACAUAAUGUGAAGCUGCAAGAGCAAGAACAUGCACAAUAUAUUCGAGACGAGAAAAGUGAUAUCGUGGAAAACUUGCUGCAAGAAUAA
Molecule: messenger RNA, 219 nt
Organism: Plasmopara halstedii
Lineage: Eukaryota; Oomycota; Peronosporomycetes; Peronosporales; Peronosporaceae
Exons: 2
Coding region: 1-219 (72 amino acids)
Source: RefSeq, a predicted model, not a curated record